AUGACCUCAUCCUCACCAUCGGCUGCAUCGACUCAGAGAACGGCAUCCUCUACCUCGGGUGAGGCAACAUCGCCGACUUCAGCGCAGAACGAUACUGUCCUCUCCAUGACCUCAUCCUCACCAUCGGCUGCAUCGACUCAGAGAACGGCAUCCUCUACCUCGGGUGAGGCAACAUCGCCGACUUCAGCGCAGAACGAUACUGUCCUCUCCAUGACCUCAUCCUCACCAUCGGCUGCAUCGACUCAGAGAACGGCAUCCUCUACCUCGGGUGAGGCAACAUCGCCGACUUCAGCGCAGAACGAUACUGUCCCCUCCAUGACCUCAUCCUCACCAUCGGCUGCAUCGACUCAGAGAACGGCAUCCUCUACCUCGGGUGAGGCAACAUUCCCGUUCGCCGACUUCAGCGCAGAACGAUACUGUCCCCUCCAUGACCUCAUCCUCACCAUCGGCUGA
Messenger RNA from Cooperia oncophora, 453 nucleotides. The record is from the annotation of a GenBank genome assembly. NCBI's taxonomy places the organism in Eukaryota, Metazoa, Nematoda, Chromadorea, Rhabditida, Trichostrongylidae.